Messenger RNA from Mytilus californianus (California mussel), 8390 nucleotides. RefSeq lists its product as uncharacterized. The coding region runs from base 252 to 7439 and encodes 2395 amino acids. The transcript is spliced from 8 exons. The record is from RefSeq and is a predicted model, not a curated record. Lineage: Eukaryota; Metazoa; Mollusca; Bivalvia; Mytilida; Mytilidae. Gene Ontology annotation, molecular function: protein binding.
AUGAUGUCAAAAGUUGAGUUAAGUUCCUCAAAUGCGGACAUUAUUUUACAACUAUUUAUUUUAAGUGACUGAAAACCUUAGAAAGUUUAUUCGGUGUCAAUAACAAUUUACAACAGUAGCGGUUAGAGUACAGUGAAAUUGUAAACAGAAUGAAACAGAGGACAAGAUUUUUUACAUAAAAAGGAAGGCAUCAGUCACAAAGUAAUAAUGGUAUAGUUUUCUAUUGUACAAUAGAGACCAUUUUAUAAAAGAUGGCACCCCUGUCUGAAGAAGAAGAUAAUUAUAUCCGAUUAGCUUUGUUAUUGAAAGGAGUGUCACCAAGAGCAGUUCGUACUUAUUUUGAUAGAGAAUAUCCACCGACUCAUCUACCCUCGACACUGAAAACAAACUACAACACCCUUGAUGGCCUGACAAAAACCAGAGUGAUAAACGACGCUCAGUGGAAUAUUUUAUUUCCAAGAAAUGGUGCACCUGAUUCCAAAUGUUUUGAUGUUUCACUGAUGAUCUGUUUGAUCAGAAACUUGACAUAUGUUAUUCCUCCUAUCAAUGGAUUUGACAGUCUUCCACUACCAAGUGAAACAACACCAGGACCUGAUCUAACCAGGAUUGAAUGGUACAGAAACAAACUAGCUCAUCAUGGUAGUAAUGCAAUAGACAGUGCUUAUUUCAAUACAGCUUGGAGUGAUAUAUCAAAUGCUGUAAGUAGAUUGGGUGGUCAACCAUUGAAUCAAGAAUGCCAAAAAUUGAAAGUGAAAAUCUUAGAUCAGUCAAAUCAGGAAAUUAUGUUUGAAAUUAAACAAGCAGAGGAAGAGAUGAAAAAACUUAGACAAGCAGUGGACAGUUUGAGGACAGAACACUCUGAAGUGACAGAAAAUCUGAGAAGGUUACAAGAUUUUCACAGUACUUUACAGGCUGAACAUUUAGAAAUUACAGUAGAUUUUAGCAGGUUACACGAUUUUCACAGUACUUUACGGACUGAACACUCAGAAAUGACAGAAAAUCUAAGGAACUUACAAGAUUCUCACAAAACUUUACUGACUAAACACUCAGAAAUUACAGAACUUUUAAAAGACCCCAUACCAUGGAACAUCAAAGAACAAAUAAAAGAUGAGUUAGAAGCUUGGAAAGUAGACGACAACAUGUUUAUUAAAACAAACGGAGCAAAAAGUGUAUUAAGGUGUAUUAAAAAACAUGGUUGCAUUGUUGUCACCGGAAGUUCCGGUACAGGCAAAUCAUAUUUAGUGCGUCAUGUAGCUUUAAAAAUGCAAAAAGAAGGCUAUAAUAUAAUACCAGUUUCAAACCCUGAAGAAAUUAUCAAGUGGUACAAUCCAAGCAAGAAGACCUUGUAUGUUGUCGAUAAUUUUUGUGGAACAUAUGCUAUAAAUCAAAUGCAUUUCGAUAAAUGGACAAAUCUGAUGGAAAAAAUCAAAACACUAAUAGAAAUGAAACCUGUAAAGUUAAUCAUGUCUUGUAGACUACAGGUUUAUAACGAUGAAAAAGUUAAAUCUUUAUCAUUUUUUCGAUUAUAUGAAUGCAAUCUUUUGUCUGAAGAUUUAUGUUUAUCAAAAACAGAAAAACAAUCUAUUGCUGAACUUUAUUUGAAAACAAAUGCUUAUAAGGUCAGUGAAUUUCAUGACCUUUUUGACUGUUUUCCGCUUUUGUGUCAAUUAUACAGCAAAAAUACCAAACGAAAUAUUAUCAAUUUCUUUAAGAAUCCAUUUGCAGUUUUCAGAGAAGAGAUAGAUCAACUACAGACAGAGGGAGCACAUGUUAAAUACUGUGCACUGGCUCUAUGUGUCAUGUUUAACAAUCAUGUCAAAGAAGAAUGGCUUACAGAAGAUGUUGAUAAAGAUAUCAAAACUAUUAUAAAGAGCACAUAUGAAGCUUGUAAGGUGGUGAAAGGGACUUCACGAUUGGUUGUUCGUGAUGAGCUGGAUUCACUUACUGAUACAUUUAUCAGAAAGGAAGGUACAGUGUACAGAACUAUUCAUGACAAACUGUUUGAUUUUCUUGCGUUUUACUUUGGCAAUGUGAUGAUUCAAUGCUUAAUUAAUAAUGCUUCAAGUCGUUUUAUUCGUGAAAGGUUUCUAUUUGAAAAGCAUUGCAACUGUGAUAACUUUAUAACUAUUCUACCAAAAAGAUACCAGGAAAUUUAUUUAAAGAGAAUGGUUGAUGAUUGGUCAAGAGAAAACCUAGAAGAUGUCUACUAUAACAUUAAUAUGUCGAAUCAAAUCUUCAGGCAAAGAUUCCUCGUACAUAUUCAAAGUUUAGAAGUAUCACAACAGACACAAAUAGAUAGUAUAUAUCUGUACAUUGCUUGUUCAUAUGGACAUACUGAACUACUUCGGAUGUUAACGAAUAAUAAGGCAGACAUUUCUAAGUUUAGAGGUACUAUACCAUCACCUAUGUUCUUUGCUUGUAAACAGGGACAUACUGAAAUUGUUCAGAUGUUAAUAAACAAUAAGGCAGACAUUAAUAAGUGUAAAGAUAUUGGAGAAUCACCUCUGUAUGUUGCUUGUUGGAAAGGAGAAACUGAAAUAGUUCAGAUGUUGAUAAACAAUAAAGCAGACAUUAAUAAGUGUACAAAUAUUGGAGCAUCACCUCUAAUCAUUGCUUGUCAGUCAGGGAAUACUGAAGUAGUUCAAUUGUUAAUAAGCAAUAAUGCAGAGAUUAAUAGGUGUACAUAUAUUGGAGCAUCACCUCUGUUCCUUGCUUGUCAGAAAGGCCAUGCUAAAUUAGUUGAGUUGUUACUAUACAAUAAGGCAGACAUUGAUAAGUGUAGUGAUGAAGAAGUAUCACCUCUAUUAAUUGCUUGUAUAAACGGACAUACUGAAGUCGUUCAGAUGUUAAUAAACAAUAAGGCAGACAUUAAUAAAUGUACAUUUACUGGAGAAUCACCUCUGUUCAUUGCUUGCCAUAAAGGAAAUAUCGAAGUAGUUCAGAUUUUAAUUGAUAAAGCAGACAUUAAUAAAUGUACAAAUACUGGAGUAUCACCUCUAAGCAGUGCUUGUGGGGAAGGACAUACUGAAGUAGGUCAGAUGUUAAUUACCAAUAAGGCAGACAUAAAUAAGUGUACAGAUACUGGAGAAUCAACCCUGUUCAUGGCUUGUAAGAAUGGACACAUUGAAGUAGUUCAGAUGUUAAUCAACAAUGAAUCAGACAUUAAUAUGUGUACAGAUACUGGAGAAUCACCUCUUUACAUUGCUUGUCAGGAAGGACAUACUGACGUAGUUCAGAUGUUGAUUAAUGAUACGGCAGACAUUAUUAAGUGUAGACAUACUGGAGAAUCACCUCUGUUCAUAGCUUGUAUGAAAGGACAUACUGAAUUAGUUCAGCUUUUUAUAAACAAUAAGGCAGACAUUAAUAAUUGUAAUAAAAAUGAAGCAUCACCUCUGUUCAUUGCCUGCCAAGAAGGAUCUGCUGAAGUUGUUCAAAUGUUAAUAAAAGAUGGUGCAGACAUUAAUAAGUGUAGAGAUAAUGGAUAUUCACCUCUGGACAUUGCUUGUGGGAAAGGACAUACUAAAGUAGUUCAGAUGUUACUGAACAACAAAGCUGACAUGAAUAAGUGUUUAGGUACUGGAGAAUCCCAUCUGUUCCUUGCUUGUAGUAAAGGAUAUACUGAAGUAGUUCAGGUGUUAAUAAACAAUAAGGCAGACAUAAACAAGUGUACAGACGAUGGAGGUUCACCUCUGCUCAUUGCUUGUCAGGAAGGACACACUGAAAUAGUGCAGAUAUUAAUAGACAAUAAGGCAGACAUAAAUAAGUGCAUAGAAACUGGCGAAUCCCCUCUGCAAAUUGCGUGUGACAAAGGACAUAAUGAAAUAGUUCAGAUGUUAAUAAACAAUAAGGCAGACGUUAAUAAGUGUCUUGAAACUGGUGAAUCAAAUUUGUUCCUUGCUUGUGGAAAAGGGAAUAAUAAAUUAGUUCAGAUUUUGAUAAACAAUAAGGCAGACAUUAAUAAGUGUACAAAUAUUGGAUGUUCACCCAUGUACAUUGCUUGUCAGGAAGGACACACCGAAGUAGUACAGAUGCUAAUUAACAAUAAGGCAGACACUAAUAAGUAUAGAGAUACAGGAGAAUCACCGCUGCACGUAGCUUGUAGGAAUGGACAUACUGAAGUAGUUAAAAUGUUAAUAAAUAAUGAGCCAGACAUAAAUGCGUGUAAAGAUAAAGAAUUAUCACCUCUGUAUAUUGCUUGUCAUGAAGGACAUGCUGAAAUAGUUCAGAUGUUAAUGAACAAUAUGGCAGACAUUGAUAAGUGCAAAGAUACUGGAGCAUCCCCUCUGUGCAUUGCUUCUUUGAAAGGACAUACCGAAGUAGUUCAGAUAUUAAUAAGCAAUAUGGUCGAUAUUAAUAAGUGGACUUGUUCUGAAGAAUCACCUCUGUUCAUUGCUUGUCAGGAAGGACAUACGGAAGUAGUUCAGAUGUUAAUAAACAAUAAGGCAGAAAUUAAUAUGUGUACAAAUACUGGAGAGUUAUCUCAAUUACUUGCUUCUGGAAAAGGGCAAAAUGCAAUACUUCAGAUGUUAAUAAACAAUCAGACAGACACUGAAAAGUGUAAAGAUAAAGAUGUAUCACCUCUGUACAUUGCUUGUCAGGAAGGACAUGCUGAAGUAGUUCAGAUAUUAAUAAAUAAUAAUGCUGAUAUUAACAAGUGUAUAGAAACUGGAGAAUCACCACUGUUUGUUGCUUGCGGGAAAGGACAUACGGAAGUAGUUCAAAUUCUGAUAAACAAUAAGGCAGAAAUUAAUAAGUGUAGAGUUACUGGGUCCGCACCUCUGUUCGUUUCUUGCGGAAUGGGACGUACUGAAAUAGUUCAGAUGUUAAUAAGCAAUAAGGCAGACAUUAAUAAGUGUACAUAUACUGGAGAAUCACCUCUUUUUAUUGCUUGUCAGGAAGGACAUACUGACGUAGUUCAGAUGUUAAUAAACAAUAAGGCAGACAUCAAUAAGUGUAGAGUUAGUGGGUUCUCGCCUCUGGCCGUUGCUUGCGAUAAAGGACAUAGUGAAAUAGUUCAACUGUUAAUAAACAAUACGGCAGACGUUAAUAAGUGUACAGAUGCUGGAGUAUCGCCUCUGUUCAUUGCCUGUCAGGAAGGACAUACUAAAGUAGUUCAAAUAUUAAUAAACAAUAAGGCAGAAAUAAAUAAGUGUACUAAUACUGGAGUAUCACCUUUGUUAAUUGCUUGUGGGAAAGGAUAUACUGAAGUAGUUCGGAUGUUAAUAAACAAUAAUGCAGACAAUAAUAUCUGUACAGUUACUGGAGCAUCACCUCUGUGCUUUGCUUGUCAGGAAGGCUAUACUGAAAUAGUUCAGAUGUUAAUAAUCAAUAAGGCAGACAUUAAUAAGUGUACAUAUACUGGAGAAUCACCUCUGUGCUUUGCUUGUCAGAAAGGCCAUACUGAAAUAGUUCAGAUGUUAAUAAACAAUAAGGCAGACAUUAAUAAGUGUGUAGUCACUGGAGCAUCAUCUAUGAGCUUUGCUUGUCAGGAAGGACAUACUGAAAUAGUUCAGAUGUUAAUAAACAAUGAGGUAGACAUUCAUAAGUGUACAGAUGCCGGCGAAUCACAUCUGUUCAUUGCUUGUGUGAAAGGACAACCAGAAGUAGUUCAGAUGUUAAUAAACCAUAAGGCAGACGUUAAUAAGUGUAUUGAUAGUGGAGAAUCACCUCUGUUCAUUGCAUGUGGGAAAGGACAUACUGAAGUAGUUCGGAUGUUAAUAAACCAUAAGGCAGACAUUAAUAAGUGUAUUGAUAGUGGAGAAUCACCUCUGUUCAUUGCUUGUCAGAUAGGACAUACUAAAGUAGUUCAAAUAUUAAUAAACAAUAAGGCAGACAUUCAUAUGUGUACAUCUGCUGGAAAAUCACCUUUGUUUAUUGCUUGUGGAAAAGGACAUACUGAAAUAGUUCAGAUGUUAAUAAACAAUAAAGCAGACAUUAAUAUGUGUACAUAUAUUGGAGCCUCACCUCUGUUUAUUGCAUGCCAGGAAGGACAGACUGAAGUUGUUCAUAUCUUAAUAAUGAAUAAGGCAGACAUUAAUAAGUGUAGAAAUGAUGGGGAAUCAGCUCUCUUCAUUGCUUGUCACCAAGGAUAUACUGAAGUUGUUCAAAUGUUAUUGAAUAAUAAGGCAGACAUUAAUAAAAGUAUGAUAACUGGCGAAUACCCUCUGUACAUUGCUUGUCAUCAAAGACAUACUGAGAUAGUUCAGAUGUUAAUUAAGAAUGAAGCAGACCUUAAUAAGUGUACAAACACUGGAAAUACACUUCUGUACGAUGCUUGUGAGAAGGGGCAUACUGAAAUAGUUCAGAUGUUAAUAAAUAAUAAGGCAGAUAUUGAUAAGUGUAUAAAUACCGGAGAAUCACCUCUAUUCGUCGCAUGUCACCAAGGACAUACCGAAGUAGUUCAGAUGUUAAUUAACAGUAAGGCAGACAUUAAUAAGUGUAAUAAUACUGGAAUAUCACCUCCAUACAUUGCUUUAACCACAGGCCAUACUGAAGUAGUUCCUAUUCUAUUAAACAAUAAGGCAGACAUUGAUAAGUGUAUAGAUAGUGGAGCAUCCCCUCUAUUUAUGGCUUGUUGGAAAGGAUAUACUGAUGAAAUACAGAUGUUAAUAAACAAUAAGUCAGACAUAAAUAAGUGUAUAGAUACAGGAGAAUCACCACUGUUCAUUGCCUGUCACCAAGGACAUACCGAAGUAGUUCGGAUGUUACUAAAUAAUAGAGCAGACAUUAAUAAGUAUAAAUAUACCGGAGAAUCACCUCUAUACAUUGCUUGUCAGAAAGGAUAUACUAAAGUAGUUCAGAUGUUGAUAAACAAUAAGGCUGACAUUAAUAAGUGUGUAGAUACUGGAAAGUUACCUCUGUUCGUUGCUUGUCACGAAGGACACACUGACACAGUUCAGGUGUUAAUAAACAAUAAGGCAAACAUUAAUACGUGUAAUGAUAAAAAAGUAUCACCUUUGUACGUUGCUUGUCAGGAAGGACAUUGUAAAGUAGUUCAUCUGUUAAUAAACAAUAAGGCAGACACUAAUAAGUGUAUAGAUACUGGAGAAUCACCACUGUAUAUUGCCUGUCACCAAGGACAUAUCGAAGUAGUUCAUCUGUUAAUAAACAGUAAGGCAGACACUAAUAAGUGUAAUGAUAAAGAUAUGUCACCAUUGUUCGAUGCUUGUCAUGAAGGACAUACUGAAGUAGUUCAGAUGUUAAUAAACAAUAAGGCAGACAUUAAUAAGUGUACAAAUACUGGAGCAUCACCUCUAUUCAUUGCCUGUCAGAGAGGACAUAUCAAGAUUGUAGAGUUGUUAUUAACAAAGGAGGCAGAUUGCAACCUUAAAUGUAUAGGGUUGUCACCGCUAGAUAUUGCUAAAAUAGAAAAUUAUACCAACAUAGUGCAGAUAUUACAGACACAGAAUAAAUAUACAAUUAUAUACAGUCGAACAUAGGCAAACAAGACAAAUCAAUCAAACUGUUAUGCUAAACAGUGUUUUGAUAUAAUACAAAGAACCGUCCCACUGCUAGAAGAGAAAUUAACAUCUAUAUGGUAUACUAAGUAUGAUAGACAAUGUGGAUAUAAUCCUGUACAGUAAUAUAAUUUAAAGACCAUUCAACUUUUCAACCGGGAACAGUACAAAAAGAUAAAUCAUUAUCAAAAUACUUAUAUGUAAAUGUCAUAAUAAUGCAUUAAUAUCUACUUAUUUCCUUGUUCUUGUUGAUUUUGUUUGAAUAUUGGAUGAUAUUAUUUUGAUAAGAAAGUUAUGCCAAUCAGUUCAACCAAACCUUGUUCAGUUUUCAUGUAAAUAGAUACUAUGACAUGUAUAAUUUAUAGGUGAACAAUGUAUAAGUUUGUAAAGAAGAAUUGUAAGAUAUACAUAUCUAUUUCACAGGAGAGUUCAUCGGAGCGUAACCUUUUUUUUAGUUACCUGAACCCACAGGUCCAUUUAAGCUGUUGUCCUAACGUGAUGUCUUUUGUCAUAACAUUUUUAAGUAUCCUCUUAACUACCAAACAGACCAAUUUGCGACCACUUAUUGGCUGAAUUAUGUGAGAAUACCUGUUUAAAGUUCGUGUGUUUUGGUCCUGAAAAAUUGUGCUAAUCAGCCACUAUGGAUAAUGAAAAGAACGGAGUGUACCUAUGAUGUCACGCUGGUUGAAUGACAUACACAAGAUCAAACUAUUAAAGAAGUCAUUUUUUUAUUGAUGACAAUUUUGAGGCAAAAUAAUGACAUAAAAGGAACGUUUUCAUGGUUUAACGAACAACCGUGUAACUUAUGGUUAAAUGUUACAAUAAUAAAAGUAGGAUUUUACAUGUCCCUUUCUGGGAGUUUGAAUCUAUAAUAGUGAUGAUGAAAAAUUGUCUAUAUUCUUAGAAUAAAAAAAAGAUAUUAAAAUGACUAGA